Messenger RNA from Olea europaea var. sylvestris, 442 nucleotides. RefSeq names its product G-type lectin S-receptor-like serine/threonine-protein kinase At4g27290. The coding region runs from base 11 to 277 and encodes 88 amino acids. NCBI's taxonomy places the organism in Eukaryota, Viridiplantae, Streptophyta, Magnoliopsida, Lamiales, Oleaceae. The record is from RefSeq and is a predicted model, not a curated record. The transcript has 3 exons.
UUUGACAGCGAUGGGGGUGGUUCUGCUGGGCCUGAGCUUGACGCUAUAUUAUCGAAAAAGGAAGAAAAAUUGCACAAUAUGGAGAACAGAAGGAAGUAGAACUGAAAGCCAUAAGAAAGAUUAUGAGCUGCCAUUGUACCGCGCAUCUACAAUUUCAAAAGCCACCAAUAAUUUUUCAGAAAACAACAAGCUUGGACAAGGUGGAUAUGGGCCAGUUUACAAGGUUCAGUUCAACAAGAAUCAAGGCCUGGAAAAAGUGAUCUUCUUCAAAAUUUAGUAAGAAAUUUUUGAAAGGUGAUGGACACUUCUGCACACUGAGCAUCAUCCAUGCAUAUAUCUGUAUCAAUGUUCAAAUAUCCCCGUCUAUAGUAUAUGGGACGAAGUCUUCAAAUUCAAUACACAUAACAUAAAGGUUAGCCUAUGAGACAUAUUAAAAUAUCAU